Xyrauchen texanus (razorback sucker) is the source of this 1663-nucleotide messenger RNA. Its product is annotated as 5-hydroxytryptamine receptor 6-like. Gene Ontology annotation, molecular function: G protein-coupled serotonin receptor activity; neurotransmitter receptor activity. Gene Ontology annotation, biological process: G protein-coupled receptor signaling pathway, coupled to cyclic nucleotide second messenger; chemical synaptic transmission. The record is from RefSeq and is a predicted model, not a curated record. Gene Ontology annotation, cellular component: membrane; dendrite. NCBI's taxonomy places the organism in Eukaryota, Metazoa, Chordata, Actinopteri, Cypriniformes, Catostomidae.
AUGCACUUGAAAAACACUGGAUGUGUGCUGGCUUCAUUAAGACCAGAAGAAGCGCAUACAGUCCUGUAUCCCAUGAUGAGUGGCUCACCUAUCCCUCGAGUGGAUGUGGCAUCAGGUGCAAAUCUGAAUGUUCACAGAAGCUUCAAUGACAGCAGCACUUUCAGUGAUGCUUGGAGCGUCAGUGGCAGCGGUCCAUGGCUUCUCGCAGUCAUGCUGUCCUUUAUAAUUUUGGUGACAGCUUGUGGGAACAUUUUGUUGAUUGCCUUAGUGUUUGCACAUCGGACGCUGCGAUGCACCUCCAAUUGCUUCCUGGUGUCCCUGUUCCUGUCGGACUUGAUGGUGGCUCUAGUUGUGAUGCCCCCUUCUAUGCUGAAUGUGCUGUGCGGGACUUGGGUUCUGGCACCUGGCUUCUGUCCCGUCUGGCUUUGUUUCGACGUUAUGUGCUGUAGUGCUUCCAUCCUCAACUUGUGCGUCAUCAGUCUGGACCGCUACCUCCUCAUCAUCUCUCCAUUGCGAUACAAACAGCACAUGACCCCACCACGUGCCUUGCUUCUUGUGGGUGGGGCUUGGGGGUUGGCAGCCCUCACUUCCUUCUUGCCAAUCAAGAUGGACUGGCACAGCUUGGGACGUAUGCAAGACCUUUCCGAGCACGGUUCCGCAAACACCACAGUCCUGAGGUUGAGUUCCUUCUACCCCUCUUCGUACUUCCAACUUUCCACGCAGGGAACACAGUCCAUGCAAUGCCACCUUCGAGUGACUCUCCCCUUCGCCCUUGUGGCGACCUUUCUCACCUUCUUCUUGCCCUCCACGGCCAUCUGCUUCACCUACUGCCAAAUCUUGUUGGCCGCCAGAAGACAAGCUCAACAGGUGGAGGCUCUUACUCAUCCUCUGUACCCCAAUCACUCACACGGUGAACCAUCCCGUCCUCCUUCUCCAGGUCAUGCUGUCCAGAAUGGAGAUGACUACAGCCAUCCGGAGCCACCCAUGUUGCGGCAUGCCCCGUUGUCGGUGAACAGCGAGCGCAGAUUGGCACACAGGCAAAGGAAGAGGGCUCUAAAAGCCAGUCUUACUCUGGGAGUACUCCUGGGUCUCUUCUUCAGUGCCUGGUUGCCCUUUUUCAUCACCAACUUGGCACAGGCGGUGUGUGAGUGUGUACCAUCUUCCCUCUUCGAUGCCAUCACCUGGUUGGGCUACUGUAACAGCACGAUAAACCCGAUUAUAUACCCCCUGUUCAUGAGGGACUUCAAGAGGGCAUUGGCUCGGCUUCUACCCUGCUCUACUCAAGCACCACAUAGGCCAUCGCCAGCACUUUCACUUUCUCUACGCAACUCUGGAGAGCCGCAUCUUCCCUCCCUUGAUGCCCCCUCCCUUGUGUCCGACCCACCUCAGCUACCCGCAACAGCUACAGAUGCUGUUAACCUUUUUGAUGCAGAACACGCCGGGAUCAACCUGCCUUUACUGCUGCCCAAUCAAGUUGAUACAUUGGACGACUAAUAUGCCAGUAAGACAAUGCAAAAAUCAUGAUUUAAUAUGGAUGGGAUGAAAUGGGUUUAUCAGAAAAUGUGUUAAGGCAUGAUGUGCUAAAUAAUGAUGGGAUAAGUGUUGAGAUUUUAUGGACUGUAUUCGUAUUCUUGGCAAAACAGGAAGACAGUUUCGUUCCUCA